UGUAGAUGGGUUUAAUUUGUACUCUGCUUGUGAGAUGUAACAUACAAACAUAGACAUCAACUAAAACACAUAACUGAGAUUGUGCGCAAAAACACAAGGCUGGACCAAACCGAUGUCCCGCCCACAGAAGCCCGAUCUCUGCACCUGCCCCGCGCGCACAGCAGCCACUCAGUGCGCAAAGCACUUCCCACAAUAACACAUACCUGCUGCCUCAUACCUGCUCCACAGUUAUUCAUGUCAGAAAGCACCACCGGCAAACAUGUGUACGAGGCAUGAGCGCAGAAUUUAAAGGACUUGUCUGAAGUCAGCUGUUUGCAGUGACUAAGUUUCUUGCCCACUGGAUAUGUCUGUAUACCCAAUCUACAGGAGUCAAGUGAUCAUUCAUAUGCGCUCAGCAUGGAUCCACUAGAAGUGGCGUGCUCGCAUGGAUAUUAUUCGUCGUAACGUAUAUCUUUGAACGAUUGCUUCACCAUAUAUAUCCAGAUCCAGUUUCUCUGACCGUUCCUGCUGGAUUGGCGCUUCGUGAUGGCAGCUAUGGGAGAGAUCGGGACGUUUUUACAGAGCCUGGAGGGUUUCGGACAGGUCGGAUCACAGUUCUUCCUACCACCUCUAGGAGAAAACCUCGGGCUGUUGAAUGAUCAUUUAGUUCCAGCAGAGAGACUGUCACGGAGCACCUCCGCAGAUCUAACGCACUUGAAAGGGAUCCUGCGGAGAAGACAGUUGUACUGCAGGACUGGAUUUCACCUUGAAAUACUCCCGAAUGGCAGCGUGCAGGGCACGAGAAAGGACCACAGUCGUUUUGGUAUUUUGGAAUUCAUAAGCCUUGCUGUUGGAUUAAUAAGCAUCCGUGGAGUGGACAGUGGUCUCUACCUUGGGAUGAAUGACAAGGGAGAACUUUAUGGCUCUGAGAAGCUCACAGCAGAAUGUGUCUUCCGUGAGCAGUUUGAGGAGAACUGGUACAACACAUACUCUUCUAAUCUCUACAAGCAUGGAGAGAGAGGAGCGAGGUAUUUCGUGGCUCUUAACAAAGACGGCACGCCACGUGAUGGGACAAAAUCUAGGAGACAUCAAAAGUUCACUCACUUUCUUCCAAGACCAGUGGACCCUGAAAAAGUCCCAGAACUUUACAAAGAAGUGCUUGGACACAGCUGAGACCAUCCGUCCCAGUUAAAGGGCAAGAGGGAUGCCUAGUUUCUUCUCAACUUAACGUGGAGAUGCUAAAGUUCGGCUACAGUGUCCAAACCUGAGAUGUGCUCUGGAAAUGCAUGGGCUAGUACUGACGAUGAAGACAACAGUCUCAAAAGACUCACUACAUCGGUGCAGUUGGUGUCUUUGUUGCUGGUUGCAACUGACUAGUAGCAUUACAUGUCCAUGAAAACCAAAACUGAGGGUUUUGGAGGUUUUAACAUGGUACUGCUUUGCUCUGGAUAUAUUUGAUAUGGGUUUAGAAGGACUUGAAGGAACAAUGCAUACAUGAUGCUCAGAGAUGACAGAACUGGGACAGUGGAGAACAGGACAUGCCAUCUCACAUGAUGUUAUUUAUACAGUUCUUGAUACACAUAUUUAUUGUAUGUAUUUAUUUAUUUGAAAAUAUAAAUAUAUAUUUUUACAUCUUAAAGUAGA
Messenger RNA from Carassius auratus (goldfish), 1623 nucleotides. Its product is annotated as fibroblast growth factor 20-like. The record is from RefSeq and is a predicted model, not a curated record. Gene Ontology annotation, molecular function: growth factor activity. The transcript is spliced from 3 exons. The coding region runs from base 526 to 1152 and encodes 208 amino acids. NCBI's taxonomy places the organism in Eukaryota, Metazoa, Chordata, Actinopteri, Cypriniformes, Cyprinidae.